AUGGUUUCUAUUAAGCAUAUCGCUACCUUCUUUUCCUCGGCUCUUGCCGUCGUGGCAUCGCCUACUUUCCGCAACUCUAGCGACAAUGUCAACGACAUUUCUGCUCGUCAAGCUUCGCAGAUCCCUCCCAACUCUCUGUACCUCGUCGAAUGGUACCCCAACGGCUGUGGCAACGGCAACGGAGUUUCUCUCACCGGUCACGAGGAGACUCUCGCCGUUUGCUCCAAGUUCAACGGUCUCUAUGACCCCAACGCCGCCGACUCCGCUUCCGUCCGCUUCUUGUUCCCGGACGACGGCCGCACCUUCAAGUGGCGCCUCUUCAGCAGCAACACCUGCAGCACGCAGAUUGCGACCGGCACCGGUGGCGGAUGCUUCAGCGUCCCAUCCAACCAGAACGUCGGCGCCAUCAUUGUCUACACCUAA
Colletotrichum chrysophilum is the source of this 423-nucleotide messenger RNA. RefSeq lists its product as uncharacterized. Bases 1 to 423 code for a protein of 140 amino acids. Lineage: Eukaryota; Fungi; Ascomycota; Sordariomycetes; Glomerellales; Glomerellaceae. The transcript has a single exon. The record is from RefSeq and is a predicted model, not a curated record.